Desarmillaria tabescens is the source of this 1285-nucleotide messenger RNA. RefSeq lists its product as uncharacterized. The record is from RefSeq and is a predicted model, not a curated record. The transcript has a single exon. Lineage: Eukaryota; Fungi; Basidiomycota; Agaricomycetes; Agaricales; Physalacriaceae. The coding region runs from base 288 to 1154 and encodes 288 amino acids.
GUCGUACACCAUGGCUAUCUUACUCAGCUGCAACGGGGGAUGGUGGACGACGCUGAAUCGGGCCUUGCACAUCUUGAAGAUCCAAGUUCAUAGAUGAAGAUUAGCCCAACACGUCAGCACAAGGGAUCUGCGACGUACUUUGUAGCACUACCUAAAGAAAAAAAAAGGCUGCAAAAGGACGCAAAGCAGUACCGAAGAAUCGACAUGAGAUCAAAAAAGGACGGAGGACCUAACGCACCAUAUGCUCUCGACAAUCCUGCCCGCAGUGUGAUUAGCGAAACACGUUGAUGACAGCAUACCUCGAACCAUACAGCACGCAAGCACCUCCUCAAUCCCAGCCCACUCUGAAGAAUGGCCGUCGAGCGACCACAACAUCGAAAUGGCUCACCUGGCUGGAUGGGGGGCAGAGUCUCAAUGAGCUUGCAUGGAGGUGGUGGAUGCAGAUGGAAGCUUCCAGUUGUAUGCGGAAAGGGCGUCGGGUCGCAAGUCAUCGUACCAAUGGGAUUAGGCUACGGCCAGCUCGAAACGGUUGCCGAGCUUGGAGUAACGGUCGCUUGGGGCUGUUAUAUAGGCGCAUAUGUUGCAAUCGUGUCCGCAGCCCUACCCACUGUCAUCCACCCGCCUCCAUUUUAGACCUUUGCCUUGCCUGCGUCUGUAUCAAACAGAAAGGUCUUAAAGUCGCGCCAUUUCGUUCGUACAUUGCAAUUGCGUGUUGCCGUCCGCUAGUAGGGCGAUGGGGAUCCCUAUCAGAAAUGUAUAAUCAGUGGGGAGCUAAAAUAAAACAUACCUUUCUUGCCUCAGAAUCGGUUUCUCUCCUCUGCAACAAAGCCAUUCGUCCAUCGCACGUCAGAAUGUCCUCAAUUCGAGUGAACGCAUCUCUGUCCUUGGCUGCUACGAACAACGCCUCCCGCAAGUCGCUAAACCCAAGGACCGUCCAAUUCUGCUCAUGUGUCACGGUUCCUUCUCGUCGCGCUCUUGCAUGUGAGUUCUGGAAAAAGGUCGCGUGGCAACUGAGGGUAAUGAUGGUAAGAGUCGAAGAAACGUGGGAGCCAGCAAGCGUCACGAUCGACGAACAAUCCUCACCACCAUGCUCUCCUCUUCAGCCCGCCCUUACCGCUACGAGCGACCUUCCGUACCUCCUGCACCGCCUAUGAAAUUGGCGACGUCUCCACUCCGUUCUCGUGAUGUCUCCUCCCUCCGACGCAGCUACGUCUUCAGUCCCUCCGCCACGCCCACUCCCUACCACAAGCUCCCUAACGCAUGCACGCUCUGCCUCCCCAACUUC